AUUUUUGACAGAUUGAGCGACGGAUAGUAGUAAAAAUGUCGUUAGCUGCCCCCGGCUAUCGAGCUAAACAAUGGCAGUGUUGUUCCCUUCAGCUUCUUUCGUCGAUGUCCCCGUUACAGGGAAAUGGAGAAGUUGCAGAUUGAUGAAUUUGGCAUCGAGUAAGUGUAGUAAAAGAGCUCGGUCUCUCACAAUUUCAAUGUGUAGUACAUAUUGUUCGAUGUCAAUGUCGAAGAAGCUGGUGUGGAUAUGGACUGAGAACAAGGAGGUAAUGACGGCCGCCGUGGAGAGAGGUUGGAAUACUUUCAUCUUCUCGUCCCAUCGUCGCGACUUUGCCAACGACUGGUUAUCAAUUGCAUUGAUUAAUCCUCUUUUUAUCGAAGAGGGAGAUCUAUUUGAUGUUGAGCACAGAAGAGUUGCCGCAUUUUACGAGAUUUCUUCUCCGCAGCAAUUAGAGCAGCUCCAACCCCUGGCUGAGCAGGCAGAGAAUAUCAUCAUUAAUCUAUUAGACUGGCAGGUGAUACCUGCAGAGAAUAUUGUUGCAGCAUUUCAAGGCACUCAAAAAACAGUGUUUGCUGUCUCAAAAACUCCCUCUGAAGCUCAAAUUUUCGUGGAGGCCUUGGAGCUGGGUCUGGGUGGAGUAGUUCUGAGAGUUGAGGAUGUCAAAGCUGUCCUUGAGCUGAAGGACUAUUUUGACAAAAGACAUGAAGUAGGCAGUAAAUUGGAUUUGAGUGAAGCCAGCGUAACUCAUAUUCAAGUGGCUGGAAUGGGUGACCGAGUCUGCGUGGAUCUCUGCAGCCUUAUGAGGCCUGGUGAAGGUCUUCUGGUGGGAUCCUUCGCUAGAGGGCUUUUCCUUGUUCACUCAGAAUGCUUGGAGUCAAAUUACAUUUCCAGCAGGCCUUUUCGAGUCAAUGCGGGGCCAGUACAUGCCUAUGUUGCUGUUCCAGGAGGAAAGACUUGCUACCUUUCAGAAUUAAAAGCUGGUAAAGAGGUAAUUGUGGUUGAUCAAAGUGGUAUGCAACGGACUGCAAUUGUUGGACGUGUAAAGAUAGAGACUAGACCCUUGAUACUGGUCGAGGUUAAGAUAGAUUCAGAUAAUCAAACUCUUUACGGCAUUCUUCUACAGAAUGCUGAAACAGUAGCGUUAGUCUCUCCCCGCCAUGGUAAUGGGCAUCAAACGACAGCAAUUACCGUGACCUCACUCAAAGUUGGUGACAAGGUUUUGCUAAGAGUGCAGGGAGGUGCUCGGCACACAGGAAUAGAAAUUCAAGAAUUCAUCGUUGAGAAAUGAAUGAGCAAGGUUAGAAACUGUAGUUUUGUAGAACUGAGAAAUUGUUUAUCAGAUGUUUGAUGCUGUUUCUCUUGUAUAUGAUACUGAAAUCUCUUCUGAUCUGCCUGGGACAAUUCUGUUGUGAUACAAAUGGUUUGUGGACAACUGUACAUAUUUCGAAUUUCCAGAAUUGUCAAAAGGGAACCCCAGGCUUGGACCAAUUACUUGAGUCGGCAUAAGUGGUGAGGACUCGGAAGUCCAAUUGGAGCACUUGGU
This is a messenger RNA of Ilex paraguariensis (yerba mate), 1543 nucleotides long. Lineage: Eukaryota; Viridiplantae; Streptophyta; Magnoliopsida; Aquifoliales; Aquifoliaceae. The record is from the annotation of a GenBank genome assembly.